Solea solea (common sole) is the source of this 1258-nucleotide messenger RNA. RefSeq names its product lysophospholipase like 1 (gene lyplal1). The record is from RefSeq and is a predicted model, not a curated record. Gene Ontology annotation, biological process: protein depalmitoylation. The coding region runs from base 1 to 816 and encodes 271 amino acids. The transcript has 6 exons. Gene Ontology annotation, molecular function: palmitoyl-(protein) hydrolase activity; carboxylic ester hydrolase activity. Gene Ontology annotation, cellular component: cytoplasm. Lineage: Eukaryota; Metazoa; Chordata; Actinopteri; Pleuronectiformes; Soleidae.
AUGUGGCAGCAGCAGCAGCAGGAAGCCCUUCACAGUGGUGGCAGUAUUCGUGGACGAAGUACGUCAUCGCGUGAUUUCCUUCCUGCUGCCAUGGCUGCCGCCAGGAGACUGCAGUUGUGUGCGGUGUCUCCGACUGGAAGACAUUCAGCCUCAGUGAUCUUCCUGCACGGCUCAGGUGACACUGGACAGGGACUGAGAGCCUGGGUGCGAGAUGUUCUGGUGCCAGAUCUGGCCUUCAGCCACAUCAGAGUCAUUUACCCCACAGCUCCAGUCAGGCCGUACACACCCAUGCGAGGAGCUCUGUCCAAUGUCUGGUUUGACCGUUACAAGAUUUCACGGGACAGUCCAGAACACCUCGAGUCCAUAGACGCCAUGUCCAGCUCCUUAGGGUCCAUUAUUGAGGAUGAAGUCAAGGCUGGGAUCCCCAAACACAGGAUUAUCAUCGGUGGAUUCUCGAUGGGCGGAGCCAUGGCACUGCACCUGGUGUGUCGGCAUCACCCUGAUGUAGGAGGGGUUUUUGCUCUGUCCAGCUUUCUCAACAAAGACUCUGCUGCUUUUCAGGAUGUGGAGAAGCGGCUCAAAGCAGGACUCUCCCUCCCUGAGUUGUUCCAGUGCCAUGGAACCAGUGAUGAGCUGGUGCUUCAUCAGUGGGGGGAGGACACUUCAGUGCUGCUGAGGAAGUUUGGCAUGAACACUGCCUUCCACUCCUUCCCGGGCCUGAACCACCAGCUCUCCCAGCCUGAAAUGGAGCUCCUGAGAGGCUGGAUCCUCAACAAGCUUCCCGCCACUGACUCCUUUGACUCACACAAUUCAUAGUUUGCUUUAGUAGUAGAUUAUUUCUCAAAGACAUUUUACACAAAAAUCGGGUCUCUCCAUGUUUGGUCCGUCAACAUAGAAAACCGCCAGUCAACAUGUGCUGAGGUUGGAUGUGUGUAUGUUUUAUAUUACUUGUGUAUAUACAGUAUAAUGUAGAGCAUAUACUUUUCAAAUUACUGAUGAUGUACAUUCCUGCUUUUAAGAGAAUUCAAGUAAACACAAUACACUCUAUCUUGCAUUAACACCUGACGUUACUGUGACUCAAAUACUGACUCAAAUAGGAACAUUUCCUGUUGGUGCUGCCCAAGCUGUGAGCUACAAUUUAAAAACUCACCCGAAUUGUCCUUUGGUCACGUCAAAUCUCAGGUCAUUGCUUCUGUUAAUUCUCCACUUUUUAAUAUUCUUAUGUAUAAUUAUACCAAAUAAAUAAGGAUAUAAUGCA